Messenger RNA from Paramecium tetraurelia, 789 nucleotides. RefSeq lists its product as uncharacterized. The record is from RefSeq and is a predicted model, not a curated record. Lineage: Eukaryota; Ciliophora; Oligohymenophorea; Peniculida; Parameciidae. The transcript is spliced from 2 exons.
AUGAAUCAUAACACUAUGAAACACCAUAGGCCAUAAAGAGCCUUAACUACAUUGGAGAAGAAAUAUGAUAGAAGUGCUUUCAUUAAUAGAAAUCCUAAAACUAUGUUGAGAGACCUUUUGUUUGAAUAAAAUGUAUAGUAAAAUUAAUAAUUAAAGAUGUUAUAGACUGAAAUAAGCAAAGAAUAAAAAAUAUAUUCUAUAGACAUACCUGACUUAGAUGAAUAUUUUGGAAUGAAAGAUUAGAUAUAAAUCGAAAAUUGUAUUUAAGAUUGCAAGAAGAAAGUAAAUGUCUGUAAAAACAGAUUGGAACAGUUGAAAUUUAAGAUUAACGAUUAAUAUAUUUAAGAGAUGGAAGAUUAAGACAUAAGCGAAUUUUAAUAAAUUUAACAACCGAAGAAUUGUAAGACAAAACAAGAAGGAAAGGAUUAUUAUUAUUAUUAGAAUAGAAUUCACACUACAAUAAGUGAUAAUUAUUCACAAAAGACAAAUUAAGUCGAUAAAUUCAACUAAACCUUAUAUUUUUUAAUGAGCAAUAGAGAUAGAUCGUUAGAAGAAAAGUCAGAAAAAUUAAAUAAUACUAUUUAAGGACAAAGAUUCUUGGAUGAUACCUAGAAUGACCUCAAGAAAUCGCUUAAUUAUAGUGUUAGAUAAAGCUUAUAACAGAAAAAUAAGUUCCUUUCUAUGUUGUAAUAAUUAUCGAAGGAAAAGGAGAGCAUUGAUAAUGCCAAGAGGAAAAGAUUGCAAAGACUAAGGAAACAAAUAUUGGAAGGAUAGUUUGCAGAAAUAUGA